Aspergillus nomiae NRRL 13137 is the source of this 1374-nucleotide messenger RNA. RefSeq lists its product as uncharacterized. The record is from RefSeq and is a predicted model, not a curated record. The transcript has a single exon. NCBI's taxonomy places the organism in Eukaryota, Fungi, Ascomycota, Eurotiomycetes, Eurotiales, Aspergillaceae. Bases 1 to 1374 code for a protein of 457 amino acids.
AUGGAACCUUCAAAAGCUGAAAUUAUAGUAUUGGGCAGAUCUCAGAUUGACCUGAUUACAUUCAAAAGGGGAGGAAAAGUCUACCUUCAAGGCCUUCCGGCAGGCUCGAGGCUGUUGUCCAAAUUUCUGGAAGAUGAGAAUUACGUCUGCCGAUUUUAUCCCACCAGCAACAAUGAUCCCAAGAUCGAAUUCUUGGCUAUGAAUGCCAAGAACGAAGUCCACCGCCAACACCUUAUUGACACUAUCAAUACCUCGCCUAUUAAUAUCGAGAUUGACAAAAAUGAUGAAAGUAACGGCUCUGAUGACGGUGGUCGGCGGACGAGCGGACAUAGUGAUCCGCCUCGUGCGAGUGAAAAACAACAAAAUAACAGCGCUGGAGAUCGCGGUGAGCAGAUGAGUGGAGAUGGAUCGGUCGUGUUGGAAGAUGGUGGUGCGCAUGGAAAAGGAAAAGAAGAGUCGAAACACGCGCUCGUUAUUGACGAUCCCGAAGGCGAGCUGCUUUCCGGAAAGGAAGAACCGGGGCUGUCUUGUCUGGGAGAAUUCACUCCCUCUGCUAUCUUCUACCAAGUGAAGCGCCCAAAAAAUAUAUCCUUGAUAGCAGGUGAAUUGGCCCCUCUCCUCAGCACCAUCAAUAAUGAUAACUUGAAAAGAUUUGUUAUCAUUAUUGACGUUCAGGAACUACGAAAUACUGGGAUGCAAAUCAGUCGAGAUUCAUCCUGGGAGGAAGCCGCAGCCGACACUGUGCGAAAUUUUAAGCCGGAUGAUUUGCUGGAAAACGUAUCCAAAAAGCUUAAUAUUGGGAAGAUCGCCUGGAUCAUUCGUUUCAGCUACCAGGGCGCCAUUGUGCUGGGGACAGUUUCAAAUUAUCUCUACUUCGACCCAAAAGCCGAGGAACGCGGUAUCUUUCGGCUGCGCCAUGCACAUCCGACAGCACUCGAAGCAGCAUUCCUGAGUGGAUUGAUAUCAGAUACUAUGUGCCAUAUUAAUAAUGAGAAUCACGAGUGGCUGACAGCAAUCCAAAAAGGGUUACGCUAUGCUCAUUUUCUUGCCACUAACGGAUUCGCUCCUCUUACUUCCGAAAAUUGCUCUAUGGAAUACCCGAAAUUUAAGGAGAAUGAAGGUGUUAUUCUUCAGCAUGCCAUCAUUCCUAAAGAACUCAGUGGAUGGUCCAUUUUGACAAAUGCGGAAGAGAACGGGAAGGUCGUCAGAAGAAAAGAAAACGACAUGUUUACUCUGGGGAAAGAGAUUGUUAACGGCAAGAAAGGAAUUGAUACUUUGCUAUCUAAGGCCCCCAUAGCCAAGUUCGGCGAUAUCGUUACAGCUGAUAGGUGGGAAAUUAAACAGUUUAACCAGGUCUCGCGCGGUCAACAUUAG